Molecule: messenger RNA, 963 nt
Organism: Rhincodon typus (whale shark)
Lineage: Eukaryota; Metazoa; Chordata; Chondrichthyes; Orectolobiformes; Rhincodontidae
Product: zona pellucida sperm-binding protein 4-like
Exons: 7
Coding region: 1-936 (311 amino acids)
Biological process (GO): binding of sperm to zona pellucida; prevention of polyspermy
Cellular component (GO): egg coat
Molecular function (GO): acrosin binding; structural constituent of egg coat
Source: RefSeq, a predicted model, not a curated record
AUGGACAAGAAGCUGAGUGCAGGCCUAAGCUCAUCAGAGGAACUUGUAGCCUUCUGCUUCCCAAUUAGCUCUUGGGGCUCAACCCAGUGGAGGGAAGUGUUACUGACUGAAACUCCACCACCUCUGUCUCUCUUGACAGCCUGCACAUUCCAGUGCAAGUACAAGGGGGAGCAUGAAGCUGGCUUACAAAUCAAUGUCUCAGUUUACACACUCCCUCCACCAUUAGCUGCUUCUGAAGAUGGGAUUCUGAGGCUGGAACUGCAAAUAGCAAAAGAUGGCAACUACAGGCUGUGGUACAAGGACAGUGACUACCCCAUUGAGAGAAUCCUUCAGGAGUCGGUGUUUGUUGAGGUUCGUGUGAAGGAUCGCACUGACCCAGUGAUUGUCCUGAGAUUGCAUGACUGCUGGGCAACUCCUGUGCCAGCCCCUGACCAUGAGGUGCAGUGGAGUCUCCUGGUGGAUGGGUGCCCCUAUGAGGGUGAUGACUACCUGACUGUCCUACACCCAGUAGAUGCCUCUUCUGGCCUGCAGUUCCCAACCCAUCACAAGCGGUUUGAAGUGAAGACCUUUGUUUUCUUGGAUGGAGUGUCUGAGCAGCCCAUCUCUGGACAGGUUUACCUGCACUGCAGUGCUGAGGUUUGCUCUCCCUCUGCUCAGAAUGACUGUACAACCAGAUGUGGUUCAAGGUCACGCAGGAGUGUUCACCUCCAUGACGGGACCUUGGUAAGUGCUCCUGGUCCUGUUGUGUUCCUGUUGCAGGAGAACAGCCAGUCUAAGCAGCUGCUGAAUGAGAAUGGUGCUGCUGGAUCUCCUGUUGUGGUUGGAGUAGCCAUUGGGUUUCUGGUGUUCCUGUUGGUGGUGAUGGCUGCAGUGUACAGAAUGAAGAACCCAGCCCUGUCUGUGCCCAGUGUCGUGAGACUGAACUGUAGACCUUGAAUACAAAUAAACCAGACAGAAACCUGC